AUGGCUUCUGUUUGGGUGCUUCUGACGCUGCUGCAGGUCGCAUGGACGUGCUCGCCCCAAAAAGCAGACUACGUGAUGGUCUCGUGUUUCCCCAACGCCAUCAUCGCCAACGUCCCUGAGUGUCCGUACGGCUGGGAGAUCGGACAGCUGUCCCUGGGAGGCGUGUGCUACACGGGCGCGGUCAGCGGCGGAUACUUCCGGUUCAUCAUCCCCGACCUCACGCCCAAGAACCACUCGUACUGCGGCACCAUGGCCGAGUAUCUGCCGGGGAAAGACCCCAAGCACAUCUUCUACAACUCCAUCGUGUCCAACGACACCUCUCUGACGGUGAGGAACCAGCCGGUGAACUACACCUUCAGCUGCAGCUACCGGGCGGCCUACCUGGUCAACAACGCGGUGUUCAGCCAGAGAGUGGCCACAGUUUAUGUGAACAACGGCAGUUUAGGCACUUUUAAAUCGCAGUUGUCUAUGAACGUGUUCACGAACUCCAAGUUCCUGUACGCUAAGGACGCGCCCUACGUCAUCGACACCUCUGAGAUCGGCUCAGAGGUCUUCAUCGGCAUCGAGGCCAAAGGACUCAGUAACAGGUUUAAAGUGGUGAUCGGCAACUGCUGGGCCACGCCCACCCCGUAUUCAACAGACAAGAAGAGGUGGAGCCUCAUUCUGAACAGCUGCUCCUCUGACAACACGGUGACCAUAUUCGAGAACGCCAAGGACAGCCGCUCCAUGUUCAAGUUCAACUCCUUCCGCUUCCAGCGCUUCGAGAAGGUCUCCACGGUGUGGCUGCACUGUGAGAUCACCGUCUGUGACGGCGAGCGGCUCGUCUGCACGCCGAGUCCCUGCUCAUCCAGAACCCUGCGGUCGGAAGCAGAACCCAGUGGGGGGGUUCUUAGCACAGAGUUCCAGAUCAGAGCCCCCCGGGCCGCCAGCAAGGCCCCCACAACAGAGGCCUCCGUCGGCCUGGUGUCGGUGGUGCUGGCCGGUCUGUUCGGUCUGAUGUACGGAUUUCAGAUGGAGGGACUGCAGUAA
Molecule: messenger RNA, 1029 nt
Organism: Gadus chalcogrammus (walleye pollock)
Lineage: Eukaryota; Metazoa; Chordata; Actinopteri; Gadiformes; Gadidae
Gene: tectb
Product: tectorin beta
Exons: 10
Coding region: 1-1029 (342 amino acids)
Cellular component (GO): cell surface
Source: RefSeq, a predicted model, not a curated record